AGUGAUCGCUGCAACGGAGAUGGCGGCUCUGGUGAAGGCGAAGAAGAAAGUUGUCAACCAGCAGGAGCUGCGGCGCCUGAUGAGGGAGAAGCAGCGGGCGGGCGCGAGCAGCAGAAGGAUCGAGUCUCCGCUCGCUAAAUAUAACAGUUUAGGUCAUCUCAGCUGUGUGAUUUGCAGCACUCCAGUGAAAAAUGAACUACUGUGGCAGACACACAUUCUGGGGAAGCAACAUAAAGAGAACCUGGAGAAGCUAAGAAAUGUAGAUGAAGCAACUGGACCAUCAAGAGUUAAUACAGGAACAGUUCCUGUAAUAAAGAGAAAAGGUACAGAUACAGAAACACAACCAACAAAGAAGGUCAAAGCCUACUGUGAAUCUAGAGCAGCUACAAGUACUGAGUUACCGGCUAACUUUAUCGAUCCAGUGAAUAAACUGUCUCAACAGUGCAUGCAGCAUGCUAGUCGAAAUUCAGAAGUUGUCAGUAAUGAUGAUGUCGAAAAAGUGGCCGAGGAAAGAGGUCAUCCUGCAUCUCCUUUGGGAGUGGAAGUUUUACAGAAAAACGCUACUCUUCCAGCACCUGUGCAGAACAAGACAGAAAACAUCCUUCCUGCAGAUUUCUUUGAUAGCGGUCUAACACCUACUGCUGUUUCUCAUUCUGGAUCUAUCCAAAAACCAGAACAAGCAGAGAAGAUUGUGGAAAGGAAAGAGAAUACUGCUGAAUCUUUGCCAGAAGGAUUCUUCGAUGAUCCAGUAAAGGAUGCAAUGGUGCGGAAGGUAGAUCUACCGAAAGAUCAGAUGGAUAAAGAAUGGGAAGAAUUUCAAAAAGAAAUCAGACAGGUUAAUACGGUUUCAGAAGCAAUUGUAGCAGAAGAUGACGAAGAAGUUCGUUUAGAUAGACAAAUAGAAGAAAUUGAUGAACAAAUCAUGUGCUACAAACGUGUAGAGUAUUUAAGAGACCGGCAAGAGACUGUAAAGCAACAAUUGAUGACAACUUUGAAAAGCAGACCAUCACAAGGUGAUGAGAAAGUUGAUACCUAUGAGGAAGAGGAACUUCAAGAGUUCCUUUCAGGUGAUUGGCGAGCAAAAGGAGCUUUGCUUUAGUACACUGUUGUGCAAUAAUUAGUCAAAGUAAGCAUACAACAAACCAUGACGUAUUGCUAAUCAAGACUGACUUCUUAUGGAGCUUUCGCAUGAACUGAUAAAUAUUCAAGAACUUCAGUCAUGACCAUGGGAAUACUUUGAAAUAUUAUUUCUUUUUUAGAUUGGUAAAGCUUUUCAGAUGUACAGUGGUUAUUACAUUAAAAUAAAUGUUCACUUGUGUCCAGAUUUAGUUUUAUCAGAUUACUUCAACUAACAGGAUUUUCUGAUCAUAUUACAUUUUUCUGCACUGAGCUUUAUACAAGAUUAAAUUUGGCGACGCCCAGUAACACGAGUGGCAUUGAUCGUGUGGAUAGUCAGAGGCUUUUUCCCAGGGUGGAAAUGGCUAGCACGAGAGGGCACAGUUUUAAGGUGCCUGGAAGUAGGUACAGAGGAGAUAUCAGGGGUAAGUUUUUUUUUUUACGCAGGGUGCUGCGUGCGUGGAAUAGGCUGCUGGCGACAGUAGUGGUGGUAGAUACGAUGGGUCUUUUAAGAGACUCCUGGACAGGUAUACCCUAGGUAAUUUCUCAGGUAAGGACAUGUUUGGCACAGCUUUGUGGGCCAAAGGGCCUGUAUUGUGUUGUAGGUUUUCUAUGUUAACAACUUUUUCUGAAGAAGAAAUCAAGCAUUGUGGUAAAAUUUGGUUUGAAAACCUAGCUCUUUUGUACAAGUUUGUUUUAGAAAUGGAAUUUUACAAGGUAAUAUGCUGGUUUUGUGUUAUGUUGCAAGAGCUGAAUUUCCAGUCCAAAAACAGUAAAGGGUAAAUCUCUUUUACAGAGAACAUAGAACAAUACAGCACAGAAAACAGGGUCUUUGGCCCACAGUGAUGUACUAAACCACAUAAAUUAGUAAUCAACUUGCCAACCUCUCUUUCUUCAUCUCUUCAUAAUGUCCAUAUCCCUCCAUUUUCCUCACAUUCAUGUGUGUAUCUUAACGUCUCUUAAAAGUCCUUAGUAUAUCAACCUCUAAAGCCACCUCAGGCAGUGCAUUCCAGUCACCCACUACUCUGUGUGUGUAAAAAAAAACACACACAACAAACCAACUUACCUCUACGUCUCCUUUAAAAAGCCCCCACCAUGUUAAAUGCAUAUCCUCUGGUAUUAGACAUUUCAACACUACGAAAGAUAUGCUGACUGUCUACUCUAUGUCUGUCUCGCUUAACCUUAUAGACCUCUAUCAGAUCUCCCCUCAGCCUCCACCACUCCAGAGAAAACAACCCAUGUUUAUCCAACCUCUCAUUACAGCACAUGCCCUUUAAUUCAGCAGCAUUCUGGUAAACCUCUUCUGCACCCUCUUCAAAGCCUCAACAUCCUUACGAUAAUGGGGUGACCAGAACUAUAUGCAAUGCUCCCAUGCAGCCUAACUAGAGUUUUAUAAAGCUGCAACAUCCUGACUUUUGAACUCAGUGCUCGACUGAAGAGGCAAGCAUGCCAAAUGCCUUCUUCCACCUUCUACCAACUUCCCAGUCAUCAUGGACUCACCUUCACUACUGAGCAGGCGAGAAGGGCUCUGAGGAAACUCAGACGCAGCAAAGCGUUGGGACCCGAGGUGCUGAGCAGCUGUGUGGAGUUGGUCAGCACAUUUUCAAUCUGAGUCUCAGCCUGGAGAGGGUCACAACUGUGAGGAAAGCACCGUAUGUGGUCCUGGUACCCAAGAAGGGCUGACCAAAUGUCUGGAAUGACUACCGUCCAGUGGCCCUGAUCAUGAGACCCCUGAGAGGCUGGUUCUGGCUCACCUCUGACCCCUGGCCAGAUCAGUCCUUGAUCCCCGACGGGAGCACAUUGGAGUUGACGAUGUUGUCAUCUACCCGCUGAACAGAGUCUACCCCAUUUGGAUAAGCAGGGCAGCACUGAGGAUCAUGUUUUUUUGAUUUUUCUAGUGCCUCCGACACCAUUCAGCCCUCAUUGCUGGGGGAAGAGCUCCAUUCAGUACAGGUUGGUACUUCCAUUACAUCCUGGAUAAUAGACUACCUGACUAGCAGACCAGUCUGUGCAGCUUCGGAGCUGUGUGUCAGACAUGGCUAUAAGCAGCACUGGAGCCACACAGGGGAUUGUAUCGGCUCCCUUCCUGUUUACCCCGUAUACCUUGGACUUUAGAUACAUCACUGAGUCAUGUUAUCUGCAGAAAUUCUCUGAUGACUCAGCAAUAGUUGGAUGUAUGAAAGGAGGACAGGAGGAUGAAUUGAGGGCCCUGGUGGAGGACUUUGUCAAAUGGUGCAAGCUGAACCAUCUGCAGCUCAACAUCAGUAAGACAUAGGAGAUGGUGAUGGACUUUAGGAAGAUGAAAUCUUACUGUUUCCCGAUACUAUUGAUGGUGAGGAUCUACAAGUACAUGGGGGGUGCACCUGGAUGACAGACUUGAGUGGAGCACCAGCACAGAGGCUGUGUACAAGAAGGGCCACAUCACCUCCACCUCCUGAGGAGAAUGAGGUCCUUUGGAGUAUGCAGGCCUCUCCUUCACAAUCUACCACUCUGUUGUCACCAAUACAAUCUUCUAUGCAGUGGUGUGCUGGGCAAUGGCAUCAACACAGCUGAUGUCAACAGGCUCAAUAAACUGAUUAGAAAGGCUGGCACUAUUAUAGGUGUCAAACUGGACAUACUGGAGGCUGAGGUAGAGUAAAGGUCCCUCUGGAAAAUCCUGGCAAUUCUGGACAAUGUUUCUCACCCUCUGCAUACCACCUUGGCUGAGCAUAGGAGCACUCUCAGUAAUAGACCAAGACAACUGCACUGCUCCAAAGUGCGCAUUAUGAGGUCAUUCUUACCCUUGACCAUUAGGCUCUAUAAUGAGUCAAUCUGUAGCCGGGGAAGUGAUGACCCCCUCCUGUUAGACUGUUAUUAACCUCAGUUACCAGAACUCUGUUUGAUCUUUGUUUAUCUCUGUUUAGCUCUUUACCACACCCUGUUGUUAAUGGACACCCUGUGCAAUACUGCUAUCACUUCUUAUCUGGAUGAUGCAAAUAUGCACCCAUUACUGUAUCAUAUUACGGAAAUUCUUGCACUACCACCUUAUUAGUGUGAACUUGUAAAUCUUGUAAUCUUUGACUUGUAAGUCUUGUAUAUCUUAUUUUUAAGGUAACUUAUUUUUAUUCUUUCUUAGUCCUCUUCUAAUAGUUGUAUAUCUGUGCACUUGUAAUGCUACUGUGAUACUGUAAUUUCCUUUGGGGUCAAUAAAGCAUCUGUCUUGUAUCUUAAUUACCCUUAUCAACCUGUGUAGCCACUUUCAGUGAGCUAUGAACUUGGAUCCCAAGAUCUCUAUGCUCAGCAACACUGUUAAGGGUCUUGCCCUUAAUAGUGGAUUAUCUCUUAACAUUUGACCUACCAAGGUGCAACUUCACAUUUGGCCAGUUUAAACUUCAUCUGCCAUUUUGCCACUCAUAUCUGCAGCUGAUCUAUAUUCUGUUGUAUUCUUUCCCAGUCAUCUAUAUUUUCCACAACACUGCCAAUCUUUGUAUCAUCUGCAAACUUACUAACACACUGGUCUACAUUUUCAUCUAGGUCACUUAUGUACAUCACAAACAGAAGCAGUCCCCUUACAGACCCCUGCAGAACAUCACUAAUCACAGACUUCCAACAAGAGCAAGAUCCUUCAAACACCAUCCUCUGUCUUCUAUAGGCAAGCCAGUUCUGAAUCCAAACAGCCAAUUCACCAUUGUUCCAUUGCAUCUUGAUCUUCUGGAUGAGCCUCCCAUGAGGAACCUUGACAAAGCCUUACUAAAUUCCACGUAGACAACAUCCACGGCUCGACCUUCAUCAUUUCACCCCUAUCAUCUUGUCAAAAUUUCAAGUUAGUAAGAUGCAACUUGCCCCGUAAAAAACCAUGCUGGCUCUCCCUAAUUAGACCAUGGCUUUACAAAUGCUUAUCAAUUGUAUCCCUAAGAAUUCUCUCCAGUAACUUCCCUACCACUUUCGUGAAACUCGUCGGUCGAUAGUUUCCAGGAUUUUCCCUGCUUCCCUUCUUGAACAAUGGAACAACAUUAGCUCAUUGCCAGUCCUCCAGGACCUUGCCUGUGGCUCUAGAGAAUACAAAGAUAUUGGUCAAGGCUCCAGAAAUCUCUCUCUUGCCUCUUUCAAUAACCUGGGGUAUAUCCCAUUAGGCACUGGGGGCUUAUCCACCUCAAGGCUCUUUAAGAAACCCAACGCUACCUCCCCUGGUACUUUGAAAUGCCCUCAUAUAUUAAUAGUCUUGGCACAGAUCACCCUCCAUGUCCUUCUCCUUGGUAAAUACUGAUGUAACAAACUAAUUCAGGAUGUCACCCACAUCCUUGAGUGGU
This is a messenger RNA of Mobula hypostoma (lesser devil ray), 5405 nucleotides long. It is a transcript of the gene znf830, whose product is annotated as zinc finger protein 830. Gene Ontology annotation, cellular component: spliceosomal complex; nucleus. The transcript is spliced from 10 exons. Gene Ontology annotation, biological process: mitotic DNA damage checkpoint signaling; nuclear DNA replication; mitotic DNA replication checkpoint signaling. Lineage: Eukaryota; Metazoa; Chordata; Chondrichthyes; Myliobatiformes; Myliobatidae. Bases 20 to 1099 code for a protein of 359 amino acids. Gene Ontology annotation, molecular function: zinc ion binding; nucleic acid binding. The record is from RefSeq and is a predicted model, not a curated record.